CCGAUCCCACACUUCUAGUUGUCUGUUGAGAUAAGUUAUCCAUUGUAGUAUCCAUUUUUGGAUAUGAUAACUGCCUCUUUGACUCUAGAUAUCUACUGAGUUGUGAGAGCUAGAAAACAUUGUCACUACGUUUCGAUCGCGAAUGGUAGUAAAUAGAUCCAUAUGGAUACCGCAAUCCCUCAAUCACAGCAGGUAGGAAUGGAAGACAUCGCCAAAUGCGACAAAGCCACCUGGACCCACGAACAUGUUCCGGAUAGGGCUGCCUGUGCAUCAAGAGAUAAAUUAUCUCCCAAAAUGCGACUAAAGCCGAUCUCCCAACCACCGAAGAAUAUCUCACCCAUACCGGAAGGUACCAAAUCGCACGAUUCGUCUUUGCAGCGGCAAUCCAGUGUUAUUUCGGAUUCGGAAGCUGUUGGUGGAGGAACAUUCCGAGUGGGGCUUAUGGUAGCUAUUUUCAGUCUACAUUGGUUCGUGUCGGGAGCAAUAUUUUUCAUUGGACUGUUUAUCACUUUGGGUCUACCCAGGCAAGAUCACGCUUGUCAUAUGUACUUCAUAAUAAUGUAUUUGCGGACAAUCUACUGGAUCGCAACCUACAUUCUGCAUGAGCGGAUAAAACCGGCUUGUCAAAAGCUAGUCAACCAGAACUAUAGUCUCUAUCUGGACAUGAGUUGCUAUCGCAAAGCCCCUCUACAGAUAGUAUCCAUCUGGAACAUUGUUCUUCUGGCUUUGCAAAACUUCAUACAUACCUUGUUCUUGGCUGGUAAACAUGGAACGGAUAUUUGUGAUGCGAUCGACGACGACGACUAUGACGAAAUAGAAAUCUCACCGCAGAUAUUCAUAGUUAUUUUUUGCGGGCUGGAAACCACCAUUUUGAGCUUCUUCUACAUUCCUGCCAUUGUGCGUUUGAUCCGAUCAACGCUGCCGCACGAGGAGGACGAGGAGGGUACCCCUAACCAGACCUUGUUCAAUUUGGACGAAAUUCCGAUAAACCAAAGAUUGAAGCGGCAAGCGGAGCAAGUCAAAAUUCUGCGUGGUGCCUAUCUGAAGCUGAGAAACGAAGCCGCUGCCCUUGGAGUGUUCGAUUGAUACACAUGAAUGUAACGAAGCUCGGCAAUGCUCUUGUACACUACAUGUAAAAAAUGUAAAUGGAUCUAAUUAAAGAUUGCAAUAUGUUAUUGUUUUAUAUUUUCUUGUUCAAUAAACGUUAUUAUUGAGGUACUGGAAAA
Messenger RNA from Armigeres subalbatus, 1226 nucleotides. RefSeq lists its product as uncharacterized. The record is from RefSeq and is a predicted model, not a curated record. The transcript is spliced from 4 exons. The coding region runs from base 163 to 1086 and encodes 307 amino acids. Lineage: Eukaryota; Metazoa; Arthropoda; Insecta; Diptera; Culicidae.